AUGCCGAGUUCGCAUACGCCACGCGACUCCCCUGCGCGCAGGCAACGGCGACGAAGAACGCACCAGCGAACCGACAGCAACGGCGAGGUUCUCGGACGAUACGACCGGGAUCGGGAUCGGGAGGAGGAUCAUGGUAGUCCGACGAAGAGCAGACCGAGGAGGAGCCAUCAUGAACGUCGAUCGUCGAGAGCGCCAGAGUCCGAGUACACCAGCAGCAGGACGAACACCACAGCACUAUCGUCCGGCCAGCUAGCGCAACUUGACAAGCUCAAUCGCAAACUUGGCUGGAACGACUACGAGGGCGUACCGCAGACGCGACCGAGAGAGGAAGCUCAGCAUACAAGAGCCGAGUAUGAUGUCGAUCGGGAGCGCGAAAGGGAGGAGAGGGAGAUAGAGCGCGAAAGACGGCGGGAGGAACACCGGGAGCGGAAACGGCGGCGGAGAGAAGAGGAGAGGGCAGCGCUGGCUGCGGAGGAAGACAGUGUUGCGUAUGAGCAUCCCAGUAAUUACAAACACGAGCGAAGGAGAGAACGAAAUCGAGAUGGAAGACGGGUUGCAAGUGGUCAGGUUCUGGAGCGAGGCCGAGGAUCGUCAGCAUAUUACAGCGAGAAGGAGGACUAUCGCGAAGUUGUGCGGAGGCGAGAUGGCGGCAGCAGUGAUCUGGAUUACGAUGAGCAAGAGCGGAAACGAAAGCGGCGGAAGAAGAUCUUCAUUGGUGUUGGUAUAGUGAUCGUGCUACUGGCCAUCAUAAUCCCGGCGGCAGUGGUGGUAUCAGGGAAGAGCCACAACUCUUCCUCGGGCGCAGGGGGCGCUGGAGAUAAUUCAACAACGCCCGCGAACAGCAAUCUUGCAGGCAUAUCGGAAGACGACAUUCCAAAAGAUGCCCAAGGAACGAUUCUCGACCCUUUCACCUGGUACGAUACAGAUGACUUUAAUGUAACCUACACGGCCGAAACAGUCGGUGGGCUCAGCGUCAUGGGUCUGAAUAGCACAUGGGACGAUAGCACCCGCGCCAACGACCAAGUUCCACCUCUGAACGAAGAGUUCACGUACGGCACAAUGCCUAUUCGAGGUGUCAACAUUGGUGGCUGGCUCAGCAUUGAACCUUUCAUCACGCCCUCUCUUUUCUCUGGCUACACCACCCACGACAACGUCGUCGACGAAUACACGCUAACCCAGAAACUCGGACCCACAACAGCCAAGUCCACUUUGGAGAAGCACUACUCCUCCUGGGCCCAAGAGAGCACCUUCUCCGAUAUACAGGCUGCCGGCUUUGACCACGUCCGAAUACCAUUCUCAUACUGGGCCGUGACGACCUACGAUGGCGACCCUUAUGUCCCUCAAGUGUCGUGGCGCUACCUCCUCCGUGGAAUUGAGUGGGCACGCAAAUAUGGUCUCCGCAUCAAUCUCGAUCUCCAUGGUGCCCCGGGCAGUCAAAAUGGUUGGAACCACUCCGGCCGUCAAGGUACGAUAGGUUGGCUCAACGGCACAGACGGUACAACGAAUGGGGACCGCACCAUCGACAUCCACAAACAACUCUCCGCCUUCUUCACCCAGCCCCGCUACAAGAACAUCGUCACCAUGUACGGUCUCGUCAACGAGCCCCGAAUGGUAGAGCUGGACCAGAGCACAGUCCUUACCUGGACGUCCAAAGCCAUCGAUGCGGUCCGCGGGAACAACUUCACAGGCAUUGUCGUGUUCGGUGAUGGUUUCAUGGGUUUAGACAACUGGCAGGGCAAGCUCACCAAUGAGAAGAACCUCCUUCUAGACGUGCACCAGUACGUCAUUUUCAACGUCGAUCAAAUCGUCCUCAACCACCACGACAAAAUCAACUUCGCCUGCGGAGGCUGGACGCAGCAAGCCCUCCGCUCGCAAAACACUGCAACGGGUUUCGGCCCUACCCUCUGCGGCGAGUGGUCCCAAGCCGACACAGACUGUGCCCAGUACCUCAACAACGUCGGCGUCGGGUCUCGCUGGGAGGGAACGUUGAACAUGGUCUCUGGUCCUGGUGGUUCGACCGACGGCUCCGUCCUGAAUCCAACCUGCCCAACCAAGAACAACCCGCAGUGUUCCUGCGACGGCGCCAACGCCGAUCCCGGCAGCUGGUCAGAUGAAUACAAAAAAUGGCUUCUGCUGUUCGCGGAGGCGCAGAUGCACUCUUUUGAGCAAGGGUGGGGAUGGUUUUAUUGGACGUGGCAGACGGAGAGUGCGGCGCAGUGGAGUUAUAAGGCUGGACUGGCGGCGGGGACGAUGCCGAAGGUGGCGUAUACGAGGGACUUUGAUUGUAGUCAGGAUAUACCGCAGUUUGAGGGAUUGCCGGAGAAUUAUUAG
Messenger RNA from Fulvia fulva, 2331 nucleotides. Its product is annotated as putative glucan 1,3-beta-glucosidase D. Gene Ontology annotation, biological process: glucan catabolic process. Gene Ontology annotation, cellular component: extracellular region; cell surface. The transcript has a single exon. Lineage: Eukaryota; Fungi; Ascomycota; Dothideomycetes; Mycosphaerellales; Mycosphaerellaceae. Bases 1 to 2331 code for a protein of 776 amino acids. Gene Ontology annotation, molecular function: beta-glucosidase activity. The record is from RefSeq and is a predicted model, not a curated record.